AUGGGCUGCCCCCUCUUGCGGAACGCGUUCGCUGGUUUGAUCCUGGUGCUGCUGUCGAAAGGGUCCAGCGUGCACGCAGCAGAAUUCGGACACCUGCCGGACAACAUUACAGUGUUGGAAGGAGAAAGCGUCAUUUUGAGGUGUCGGAUCGACGAGGAGGUGACCCACAAGGCCUGGCUGAACCGAUCCAACAUCCUGUUCACAGGGACGGACAAGUGGUCGCUGGACAAGCGCGUGACGCUGGCCAACAGCAACAACAGCGACUUCUCCAUCCACAUCGACAAGGUGCAGGUGACCGACGAGGGGCCCUACACCUGCACCUUCCAGGCCAACAACAAGCCGCGCAUCGCCCACGUCUACCUCAUCGUUCAAGUGCCGGCCAGAAUCGUCAACAUCUCCAAAAACGUGUCGGUGAACGAGGGGGAGAAUGUGAACCUCUACUGUCUCGCGGUGGGUCGGCCUGAGCCCACCGUCACCUGGAAAGACCAGAAAUAUGGGCUGGUGAGUGAAGGGGAGUUCCUCGACAUCACAGAGAUUAAGAGGCAGCAGGCCGAGGACUAUGAAUGCAUCACCAACAAUGGAGUGGCUCCGCCUGAUCAGCGCAAGGUCAAGGUCACGGUCAACUACCCUCCCAUGAUCACAGACAUGAAAAACAUGCCGGCCCAUUUGGGUAAGACAGCCAUCCUGCGCUGUGAAGCCAUGGCGGUCCCACCAGCUUCCUUCGAGUGGUACAGAGACGACCACAGGCCGGUAGAGAGUGACAACACCCUGAGGAUCAAAAACGAGAAGACGCGCUCGCUGUUGCUCUUCACUAAUGUGACAGAGAAGCACUUUGGCAACUACACCUGCUUUGCCUCGAACCGUCUGGGGGCUUCCAACGCUAGCAUGCUGCUGUUUCGACCGGGGGCUAUACAGGGGCGAGGGACUGCUUUACAUGCAGGAAUGAGCGUCGGCCUGUCUGUCUGGGUUUCCCUCUCUGCGUUUUUCCUGCUGAAGGUGUAGACAUCCACCUGGAAUCGUCCCUGAACGCCCCCCACCCCGGAAGAAAAAAAAGCCCCGCCUUCCCACCCCCCUCCUCCCCUCUACGGAAAAGGAAGAAGGAAAUGAAAUUCUUUAAUUACGAACCCAUCACUGUGAACAAAAAUAAUAUGCAUUAAUCCAGGAGCCAUUGAAUCAUCACAUAAAACACACAACCGCAUCGUUCCCCUUCCACAACCUCAGCACCCUCAAUUCAAUUUCGAGGUCAAAUCAUCGUCAUUAUCUCUUCUUCUCUCUCUCAUACACACACACACACACACACAGUCUCUCUUUUCGUCUCCCAGAAUGCCUUGCAGAUUUGUCUGACUUGGUACUUCCCCCACUCCUCCUCUCCUCGUUUCCCCCUCAUCAUUAUCACCACUUGGCUGAUGUUGAUAGAGAGUGUAUAUUAAUGAUUAUUGUGCUGGUGAUCAAUGAGAAAAUAGAUAAUCUAACAACUGGACGAUCAUUUAUGUAAUAUACUACAUAGACUAAUGACUCACCUACAAUGUUUGCCUUAUGGAAAUGAUAAAGUCACAAUAUUAAGGUGGAUAUUUAUGGAAAUUAUAGUUAUGAUGUGGUACUGGUGGUCGUGUGACCUUUUGGAAAUUGUCUGAUUGGUGACCGUGUGAAGCGUCGCCCGUUGAUCACACACCCACACACACACACACACACACACACACACGUAUGGAUUUUUAAUUUUAACUGUGUAGCAGUGAAGCUGCUAUGAAUGAUGUCAAAAUGUAUUUAAAAAAAAAAAAGGGUGGGUGGUGAUGGCGUCGGUCUUAACUACCCCUUUAUGUAAUUUGGGGGGUUUAUACUGAGCUUUCGCAUGUGGACACCCUCACUACCCAAACCUUUUUCAGCCCCCCCUGCCCCUCUUCGCCCACCGUCCCUCUGUUCAAUGUGCUCUGUCUAGUCCCCCUCUCGCAUCGCUAUAGUGUUCUCUGCUCCGUGUCACCCCCCCACCCCCUCUACUCCCACCGUCUUCCUCCCCAGUGUAAAUAUAUGCAGUACAGAGGCUUCGCCAGGCGACCUCCAGUUGCCCAGCGCCGAACGACAUCCCCCACCAGCCUCGACUACGCUCCAGUUUUCUGAAGCAGCAAAGGGACUGUCCCGGUGACAAAACAAAAUCUUUCUGUUUCAAAGCUGCAGCUCCAUCCUCUUUGUCGCUUGUUGAUAGCAUGUACCGGUUAGAAAUGUUCCUGUCGUGAGUCCAUACCCCCUCCCCUCCCCUCGCCUCCCCUCCCCUCCCCUCCCCGCACUGUGUCUGUUUUACUCUGCAAGGUUACCUGCUUUUACUUUUUUGGUGUUAAUAAUAGUACAGAUGAUGAUGAUGUUAAUAAGUAUUUGAAUAACUAUGAAUAGUAAUUCCAUGUGAGAAAAAAAAAUGAACAAAAUCUGAUGGUAAUGAGCCGUGCGUGGGGAAAAUAAUUUUUGUACUUUACUCUGAGAAGUCACACACACAUUGAACAAUGGAAAAAAAAAAACAAACAAACAAAAAAAAAAAAAGAUGUAAAGUUUUUCGAAGUGAUGUGCUCUAUUUUGCCAUGACAAGCUUUUUAAAAAUGCAUUUGAAACAGUCUGAGGGAUUAUUUCAUCUGAGUCCAGAGGCAGUGAAUGAUGAUGUAAUUUAUAAUUUGUAACAGUUUAUGUAUUGGACUCUUUUUUUUUUUUCUCACGCUGUUAUCCACAUCACACACACACACACACACACACACACACACACAUUUACAGCAUAUUUGUCCACUUAUCAUAGUGUGUGUCUCCCUCCGACCAGCUAGAUAAAUGAUUUGGAUCCAUGUCAGUCUCUGGUCGUGGCCGUGAGUCGGUUCUUGUUCGGCCAGACCGCAGGGAGAUAAAGAUGUAAUUAGCCAUUACCUGUGGCUGGCUAAGUGAAGGAGCCCGGGCUCCACCUGUCCCUCCUGCCAGCUGGUGAUGGCCCCCAUAAAUCAAGCUCAAUCCUGCCACUGACAGGAAUCCUCUUCAAGGACAACCUUCGCCUUGGUGCGCCAGUGCUGCCUCCAAUGUGUACCUGUGACAUGCAGGCAUGGGCACUACAAAACCCCCAUGGCACAAUUAUCCAUCCAGUUCCCCUGCACAGCACAAACAGUGGGAGGUAAGCCCAUGUUUCAAUACGGUGGCACUCGUUUCUCCGCUGAAACACUGUUCCACUCACAUGCAGCGACUAUAUGCAAAUUUGCCAUAACGAGCCUGCACGGAGAGAUGAGUUUACCCCGGCUGAACCCUUGACUACUGCGACCUUAAAAGGGGAAUGACUCCGUAUUGAAUCAAGUGUCUGAAUGUGUUUUGUUUGAUUUUGUUCAAACCAGCAAUAACCCCUAACUCUACUGUGCAAGAGGUAUCAGAUAUGGUUAAAGCUGUGGUGUAAUAUCUGAAAAAUUUACCAUUAACAAGGUAUAUCAAAUAAGUCUGUUGUUGUACUUUUACUGUGUACAGUACUAUGAAAUGAUUGUGACGCUCUGUUUAAAUGGCCCUUACUCUAAAAACACUACAUGUUGUACUGAAAAAAAGUCUUGCCAUCCGCGGUGUAGUUGGGUUUUUUCUGUGUGACAGAACACACACACUGUUUGUGCAUGCAUCUCGUCGCUCCAGAAAUAAUGACGGAUUCCAUUUCAAGCACAAGAGCAGGUCGUUUGGUCAGUGCUUAUUUUUUCUCUUUCUCCAUCACAUUUCCAUCCUCUCAGCAUCUGUCUUUCAGAUUUUGGGGUUUUUUUUUAAUCUUUAUCUUUUCAGUUUCCCGCUCACAUCUUGUACGCCGUUCAAUGUCAGCGUCCCACUGGGUUUGUCAGUGGCAUAUAACAUCUGUAUGUACAUAAUCUGUCCUUGAUGAAGAAAAAGAACAAAAAAACAGAUGAAAACAUAAAAAAAAACAAAAAAAAAACAAAACACGGACAAAAAAAUAACACACUGUCAUGUUUCUCAAUGUGGGUUUGAAAAAAGCACGUCAAUGUUCGUGUAAGGGUGGAUUUUGAAAAAAGAAAAAAGAAAAAAAAAGAAAAAACA
Messenger RNA from Acanthopagrus latus (yellowfin seabream), 4044 nucleotides. RefSeq names its product IgLON family member 5 (gene iglon5). The record is from RefSeq and is a predicted model, not a curated record. Bases 1 to 1002 code for a protein of 333 amino acids. Lineage: Eukaryota; Metazoa; Chordata; Actinopteri; Spariformes; Sparidae. Gene Ontology annotation, cellular component: neuron projection. The transcript has 8 exons.